Messenger RNA from Ogataea philodendri, 1953 nucleotides. RefSeq lists its product as uncharacterized. Gene Ontology annotation, molecular function: GTP binding; mitochondrial ribosome binding; GTPase activity. Lineage: Eukaryota; Fungi; Ascomycota; Pichiomycetes; Pichiales; Pichiaceae. Gene Ontology annotation, cellular component: mitochondrion. The transcript has a single exon. Gene Ontology annotation, biological process: positive regulation of translation. Bases 1 to 1953 code for a protein of 650 amino acids. The record is from RefSeq and is a predicted model, not a curated record.
AUGUUUCGACGACUAGUCCCGCGCCAGACCCGGUUCUGGCGUCCGAUUAGACCGCUCAGUAGCACGCGCGAGUACCUGGAUUACCAGCUGGACAAGGUGAACAACCCGAUCCGCGUGCCAAAGGACCAACUCGCCGAGAGAAUGGCCAAAAUCCCGCUGAAAAAUUAUAGAAACUUCAUCAUUGUGGCCCAUGUUGACCAUGGCAAGUCCACUUUAAGCGAUAGACUGCUGGAGAUCACCGGCGUGGUCGACCCUAACAGCCAGAACAAACAGGUGCUAGACAAACUCGACGUUGAGAAAGAACGAGGAAUCACCGUCAAAGCACAGACAGUCUCGAUGAUGUACCAUUACAAGGGCGAGGACUAUUUGUUCCAUCUCGUUGACUCUCCAGGCCACGUGGAUUUCAGAUUGGAAGUUUCGCGGUCGUAUGCUUCGUGUCAGGGCGCUUUACUGCUAGUUGACGCUUCUGAGGGUAUUAAGGCACAAACGGUGGCAAACUUCUACCUCGCCUACUCCAUGGACCUCAAGCUGCUGCCUGUGAUUAACAAGAUCGAUCUGGACACCGCGAACGUGCCGCGCGCCGAGGAACAGAUCGAGUCCACGUUCGAGCUCCCGGCACGUGACGUCGUGCACGUGAGCGCGAAAACGGGGCUCAACGUGGAGUACCUGCUACCGUCGAUCAUUGAGAAGAUCGACCCGCCGAUGCACUGCGAUUCCAGCGCGUCGUUGCGUGCGCAGAUCGUCGAUUCCUGGUACGACCCGUACGUUGGCGUGAUUUUGCUGGUUAACAUGGUGGACGGCACCAUUAAGAAAGGAACCAAGAUCGAGAGUUGUCGGACACGGACCAAAUACGAGGUGAAGGAGGUUGGAAUCAUGUAUCCAGAGCGGACACCCAUGCCACAGCUUGUUGCUGGCCAGGUUGCGUACAUCAUUCCCGGGUUCAAGGACCCCAACGAGGCAUUUGUUGGAGAUACGUUGAUUUUGGCCGGGUCGGGAGCGGAGCCCUUGGAAGGGUUUGAGGAGCCAAAGCCAAUGGUUUUCGUGGGAGCGUUUCCAGCAGACGGUUCGGACUUCAAGAAGAUCGAGGAGAGUCUACAGCAUUUGUUUUUGAACGACCGUUCAGUGACUAUUCAACGAGCAACCUCGAACGCUCUUGGACAGGGCUGGAGACUUGGUUUUCUGGGCUCACUACACGCCUCUAUCUUUAAAGACCGGCUCGAGUCGGAGCACGGCAAGAACCUUAUCAUCACGUCGCCAACAGUUCCAUACAAAGUUCAUUAUUCGGACGGUACAGAGAAAAUAGUGAGCAAUCCAGACGAGUUCCCCGACGGAGUGCAGAAGCAAAAGAUCAAGUUUUUCAGCGAGCCGUAUGUGGAGGCAUUGAUGACGUUCCCCGGGGAGUAUACCGGAACAGUGAUGUCGUUGUGCGACAGUCACCGUGGCGAACAGGUGGAUCUGCAGUACUUAUCGUCUGGCCAGACGUUGAUCAAGUAUCUGCUACCAACUUCGCAGUUGAUUGACGAUUUCUUUGGCAAGCUGAAAAGUGCAACCAGAGGAUAUGCCUCGUUGGACUACGAGGACCACGGAUACAGGCCCUCGGACAUCCACAAGCUGGAACUGCUGGUGAACGGCCACGGCGUGGACGCCCUAUCGACGGUGAUGCACCGCAGUCAGAUCGAAAAGACCGCUAGAAAAGCGGUUGUGAGACUCAAGGAGUUUCUCAAAAUCCAGCAGUUCGAGGUGGUCAUCCAGGCAAAGGCCAACAACAAGAUCAUUGCGCGCGAAACCAUCAAGGCUCGUAGAAAGGACGUGCUGGCAAAAUUGCAUGCUGCAGACAUCACGCGGCGGAAAAAACUGCUGGUCAGACAGAAAGAGGGUAAGAAAGCUCUCAAGUCUGUUGGCCAGGUCAACAUCUCCACAGACGCUUAUCAGUCGUUUUUGCGCAAAGACUGA